This is a messenger RNA of Ipomoea triloba (trilobed morning glory), 1172 nucleotides long. RefSeq names its product probable transcription factor At5g28040. Gene Ontology annotation, cellular component: nucleus. Bases 15 to 986 code for a protein of 323 amino acids. Lineage: Eukaryota; Viridiplantae; Streptophyta; Magnoliopsida; Solanales; Convolvulaceae. The transcript has 2 exons. Gene Ontology annotation, biological process: regulation of DNA-templated transcription. The record is from RefSeq and is a predicted model, not a curated record.
CAUCUUUGACGGUUAUGGUUCAACCCUGCCCACUUUUCAUAGCCAUGGAUAUGGACAUCCACUCCAACCCGACCCAAACCCUUAAAUCCUCAGCUUCAAAGCUCCCCAUCAAACGCAAAACGCCACCAAACUCUUUCACAUCAUCUGCCCCCGAUUCUCCCCCUGACGCCGUCGUGCACGGCGGAUGUAAUGGCCAAGAAACCGCCCCUCCGCCCUUCAAGUUUCAUCGGAUAUGGACCGAAUCCGACGAGAUCCGGUUCCUCCAGGGCCUUCUCGAUUGCGGCGCCGAGAGCCUCGCAUUUCCGCGGGACCUCAACGUUUUCUACACUCGAUUCUCCAGCACUAUGUCGCAGCCGUACACCAAGUCCCAGCUCUCCGAGAAGCUCCGCCGUCUCCGUAAGAAGUUCCGGGUAAUCUCCGCUCGCCUGGCCAAGGGCCAUGAUUCGUCACUCCUCUCCCCCCAUGAUCGCGCUCUCCACGAUAUCUCCAAGCGCCUCUGGCACCCGGAUUUCGCCGCCAAAUCGCCGUUCUGUUAUAACGGCACCGGCGAGGCGCCGAAAAAAUCGGGCUUGGUCGGAGUGGCAGUUAGCUUCAUGCCUUCAUUGCCAUCAAUUUUGGCCUCCAAUCACUCUGCAAUUGAGGAUACUAUAAAAACUAAUGAUGAGAUUGGGUUGGAUGGAGAUGUGAAGUUGAGAGAGGUGAAUGUGGAGUUGGAUGAUGAUGGGAUAGUGGUCGAAAAAAUGGAGAAUUUGAGUGGGGUUGGGGCAAAAGUGGUAGUGGAUGUGUUUGAUGAGUGUCUGAGAGAGCUUAGGAAGGAUGUUGUGGGAGAAAAAUCGAGUCUUGAUGGCUGUUUUAAACAGGGGAAUGUGGAUGAGAGCUUUGAGGAGCGAUGGCGGAAACAAAGGGUUGCAGAAUUGGAUGUUUUCUCGAAACGAAUGAGGUUUCAGUGUGCAAUUCCAAUAUGUGAAGAACAAAUCAUAAGUUAAUCUACUUGAUCUCAUUGUUUGACUAGUUACUGUUAGGUAAUAAACUUAUAAAUAUCAAACUAUGUGAUUUAUAGUGGAAUUUAUAGUGAAUAUAAUCAGUUAUUCGAAUGGAUGGCUCUUUUUGUGAACAAGGUUUUCAAUAUGUUUACUGAAGGUUUGGUGUGAUAUAUAGCUUGUUUCAUUUCA